Babesia sp. Xinjiang is the source of this 3270-nucleotide messenger RNA. RefSeq names its product Leucine--tRNA ligase (gene lrs-1). The transcript has 6 exons. Bases 1 to 3270 code for a protein of 1089 amino acids. Gene Ontology annotation, biological process: leucyl-tRNA aminoacylation. The record is from RefSeq and is a predicted model, not a curated record. NCBI's taxonomy places the organism in Eukaryota, Apicomplexa, Aconoidasida, Piroplasmida, Babesiidae. Gene Ontology annotation, molecular function: aminoacyl-tRNA deacylase activity; ATP binding; leucine-tRNA ligase activity.
AUGUCGAAAAGAGCACAGUUAUUGGAGAAUGAAGCACUUGUACGGGCAUGGUGGCAGGAAGGACGAGUAUACGAGGCCUCUGUGCCAACAUCUCGAUCCGUCGAGAAAUACUUCUGCACAUUUCCAUACCCGUACAUGAACGGCCGACUGCAUAUAGGCCAUGCUUUUAGUAUGUCAAAAGCUGAAUUUCAAGCUAGGUUCCAACGAACUCAAGGAAAAGCGGUACUAUGGCCGUUCGGUUUGCACUGCACAGGAAUGCCUAUUAUGGCUUGUGCAGACAAAAUUAAAGCUGAAAUGAUCGAUUUGAACAAACCAGAACCACCUGCUGUAGUACAAGCUGAGCCCGAGGUUACAGAAACUGCUCCAGAACAGACCCAGGAAAAAGAUUGCACAAAGUUUAGUUCUAAGAAGACCAAAUUGGCAGCAAAGUCGAAUGUUAAGAUGACACAAAUGGAUAUCAUGCGCCAUAUGGGCAUUAGCGAUAAAGAGAUACCGAAGUUCGCCGAUCCACAACAUUGGUUAACAUAUUUCUCACCGUUGGCUGUUCAGGAUUUACGGAGGUUCGGUACAUCUGUCGAUUGGAGACGUACAUUUAUCACUACUAACCGAAAUCCAUAUUAUAACGCAUUUGUAGAAUGGCAGUUCACACGUAUGAAAGCAUUGGACACGCUACAUUUUGGAUGUAGACCAUCCAUUUUCAGCCGGUCUGUCAUGCAGCCCUGUGCUGACCACGACCGUGCUGAGGGUGAAGGUGCAACUGCACAGGAAUACACCGUGAUAAAGAUGCGAUUGGAAGAUUCACAAUUUCACAUUCUGGAUAACAUAGACCCGCGCUACAACAACUUCAAGGAUGUACUAGCUUCCAAGCAAAUCUUCUUAUUGGCGGCAACAUUGAGACCCGAGACGAUGUACGGACAGACAAAUUGCUUCGUGUUACCUGAAGGCAAUUACGAGGUGGUUCUGGGUCUAAGUUCCGCAAAAUUGAAGUUCAAUGAUGUUGGGGUGGUGGAAACCAUUGCUGAUAUUGAGGAAGCAGUGAAAACAUCUGAUUGCUUAUACGUUACAUCAGGACGUGCUGCCUUGAACAUGGCAUACCAGGGUCUAGUGUUAUUACGCCCUACGGAUUCAAAAUUAAGCGAAUUACAUACCGUAGCGCAGUGUACCGGUAUGGAUUUGAUAGGGUCCGCCCUUAGGAGCCCUUUGAGCGUACACGAACGCAUAUACGUCCUACCCAUGCUAACUAUCUCCAUGGAAAAGGGCACUGGUAUAGUGUCAUGCGUACCUAGUGAUUCACCCGAUGACUAUAUCACUUUGUCAGAAAUACGCAAGAAGGGUGCAUAUUACAAGGAGAAGUACAACGUAGAACCCAUACACUGUAGCCUGGACAUUGUUCCGGUGAUCGACAUACCAGGAUUGGGUAAAUGUGCAGCUGAAUUGGUGUGCCAACAGGAAAAGGUAGUGUCAAGUAAGGAUGCUGUUAAACUUGAACGUUGUAAAGAGAUACUGUACAAACGCGGGUUUUACGAAGGUGUGAUGGCGGUAGGACCUUACAGCGGGAGGAAAGUAUCAGAUGUAAAAGAUACCAUUCGAGAGGAUAUGGUACGUGCUGAAAAUGCAUUUGUAUACUACGAACCGAACAAACGUGUGGUUGCACGUGCGGGAGAUGUAUGCAUUGUUGCACUAUGCAACCAGUGGUACACCAAAUUUGGUGACCCCGCUUGGAAACAACGGGUUAUGGAACACGUAAACGACCCUGAAAGGUUCACUUGUUAUUCCGAAUCGGCAUUAAACCAGGUUAAACAUGUCGUUAGCUGGCUAGACAACUGGGCUUGCAGUCGGUCGUACGGGCUUGGGACAGUAUUGCCAUGGGAAGAUAUUAGUCAGAACAAGAAUUCAUUGAUAGAGAGUCUUUCUGACAGUACAAUAUAUAUGGCAUACUAUACAAUCGCUCAUUAUUUGCAAGGUGACAUAUUCGGUACAACACCCGGCUCCAUGGGAUUGCAACCGAAACAGUUGACACCUGACGUAUUUGAUUAUGUAUUUCACCUAAGGGACUCUGCUCCAGAACAUCUGGAUGAAUUUACAUGCGAGAAGCUGAGACAAAUGAGAGAUGAUUUCUCAUACUGGUACCCAGUUGACCUACGAUGUUCUGGUAAGGAUCUAAUAUUCAACCAUUUGACAAUGAGUCUGUUUGUACACAAUGCAAUUUGGAACGGUGUAACGUCAAUUGAAGCCAUGCCAAGGUCAUAUCUUUGCGUCGGUCACGUCCUUGUGGAUUCUGAAAAAAUGUCAAAGUCUAAGGGCAACUUCCUAACGCUUGAAGAUGCAAUCGCUCAAUACACAGCGGACGGAACUCGUGUGGCAUUGGCAGAUGCCGGUGAUGGGUUAGAUGAUGCAAAUUUUGCUAAGGAAACGGCAGAAGCAGCUAUUUUAAAACUUCAUACCAUAUUACAGUCGGCACAAUCUGACAUGGAACUUGCAGGGCGAUCAUCUAGUGGCAGUAGCAUUUCGGAAUAUGCCAAGAGCGUCUUCUUGAACGAAUUAUGUGUGCUUGCAGAACGUACCAAGGAGGCUUACACAGGAUUCAUAUACAGGGAUGCUCUCAAAUACUGCUUCUACGACUACAUUAGUGCCAGACGGAACUACUUGCAGAUGUCGCAGGGUGACCUCGACUACGAAGCACUGCGGUUGUACCACGAGACGUUCUGCCGUAUCGCUAACCCUAUUGUGCCUCAUAUUUGUGAGUACAUUUGGCGCAAGGUACUGAAUAACAGCAGUUCACUGGUUGGCGAACUUUGGCCAACCUUGCCCGCUAUUGAUUGGGGACUACACCGGCAAGUGAAACUACUCUACAAGAACUUGGACGAAUUCCGAAAAUACAAGGACAGGUCUCAGGCAAUGACACGAAAGAAGAAAGGGGCAGCGGCUACAGAGGAAUUCACUGGUGCAGUCAUAUACGUGGCGAAGGAAUACCCAGCACUACACCAGAAGGUUUUACGAGAGCUGCAAUCGAUGGAUGUAGUUAGCGGAUCUAUGUCUGAGAAAGACGUGAUCAAGGCUAUGUCAUCAUCUGAUAUUGUGAAAAAUGCUUCACCAUCAGACAAGAAGACGAUGCUCGCUUUUGCAAGCUUCCAACUGCGUGACGUCGCUGUUCUAGGCGCAAGCGCGUUGCUUUUGGAGCUGCCAUACUGUGAACUUUCAUUUUUGCGCUCAAUAGCGCCAUUUGUACAGAUGUCGUUGGAGGUCAAAGGUAUGAUGCAAUUAAUUUAG